This is a messenger RNA of Saccostrea cuccullata (small rock oyster), 1426 nucleotides long. RefSeq names its product leucine-rich repeat-containing protein 73-like. The transcript is spliced from 4 exons. Lineage: Eukaryota; Metazoa; Mollusca; Bivalvia; Ostreida; Ostreidae. Bases 76 to 1290 code for a protein of 404 amino acids. The record is from RefSeq and is a predicted model, not a curated record. Gene Ontology annotation, molecular function: protein binding.
UGUUGUGAUUAGUUGCUCCUCGAGUUUCCUCGGGUUCAUGAAAGGUCCUCAAAGUGUGCACAGGUAAAAACAACGAUGAAGGGAAUGAUCGAGUUGAACAAUGUAAUUAUAUCGGAGGAAAGUGUGAAGGAAAUUUGUGAUGCAGCUAACGGUGGAAAAUUGAAGACACUUUCUUUACGUGAUUGUGAAAUUGGCGAGACAUUUUACAGCUCUAUUUUGAAGGCAGUUGGGGCUUGCAAAUCAAUUUUGCAGUUAAGCUUGUGUGUUGGCAUGGUUGAAACUAAGAAAGACGUUUCAGCACUUUGUAGGUGCUUGCAGAAGAACAGAUCUCUACUCGCAUUGUUCAUCCAUGGCAAUCCCCUAAAGGAUUCGGGCAUGCAGAGAAUAUGUGGAGAAUUAGUCCAUCAUCCUUGCAUUGCUUCUCUGGAUGUCAGUGACUGUGAAUUAACAGACCAGUCUAUGGAGUACCUGUGUAACCUGUUACCAAAGACUGGCACAAAAUCAGGUUUAAAAGACCUUUCUCUGAGUGCUAAUCCAGGGAUAUCCCAGAAAUCGUGGGCAAAGUUUGGUGUUUCACUAGCAGCCAGCAGCAACCUCCGCGAGCUCUAUCUGGAUUACAAUAGCCUCGGUGACUACGCAGCUAGCUGUAUCAUAAUUGGUCUUGCUGGGUCACAAAAUCUCCAGGUCCUUGAUUUAGAAAGCACAAACAUUGGAGACUCCACAGCUGAAUUGAUUGAACAUUUGCUGGAAAAGUUUCCCUCCCAACUUCAUAAAGUCGUACUGAAAGAAAACAAAAUUAACAGCAGUAUUGUAGAAAAAAUUUCCUCCUUUCUUGAUGAAAAUGAUGACAUCUCUGACACAUUUAGUAUUCAAUCAAUGAAACUAAAAACAAAAUCCUCUGAUAAAACUUCAAAGUCCAAAACAUCUACGCAAAAGAGCUCCACCCUAAAAGAAAUCACUAGAGAAGACGAUUUAUCAUCAGAGGAUGAAAAAGCCGAUAGAGAAAAAGAAGAAGAAAGUGAUAUGAAGGACACAGUGAAGACUGAUGAAGAUUAUCGUGUGCUGGCGAUGGCCCUAGAGGAGGGGCUCAGUACGGGGAAGAUCAGUGCCUUGUCCGGAACCAUGGAGGAAGAUAAUGAAGAAGAGGAGCUGACAGAAGUCCCCGUUACAUCACAAGGUCAUGUGAUACGGUUCACCGAACACAAACCACAGACCUGCUCUGUAGAGGAGUUUGGUGAUGAAGGUGAAGAACUUAAAGAAAUUCCCCUAUUUCAACAUGCCACCAUUUGACAAGACUGAAUAUUGUUACUAUCAACAUAAUACAUGUCUUUUAAUUAAUUAAUUGAUUUAACUAAUUGUUUGAAACAAUUGAUAAGAACAUGCUUAUCUUAUGCUUAUUUUAACAACUUUGAAAUGCUACAAGAUC